Molecule: messenger RNA, 1678 nt
Organism: Phyllopteryx taeniolatus (common seadragon)
Lineage: Eukaryota; Metazoa; Chordata; Actinopteri; Syngnathiformes; Syngnathidae
Gene: cfap410
Product: cilia and flagella associated protein 410
Exons: 7
Coding region: 194-1018 (274 amino acids)
Biological process (GO): cytoskeleton organization
Molecular function (GO): protein binding
Source: RefSeq, a predicted model, not a curated record
ACAUAUUUGCAUUCAAUUUGAAAUGCCCUAUACAAUAUUUAAAUGAAAACAUCACAAAUGUCCAUUUUUUUAUUCUGUAACUAAGGACGCUUAAGUCGACGUGCGCGUGCGCAUUCGUGCGUAAAGGACGUUAGCGUCCAUUGCGCUGCCUUGAAAUGUUUGUCCGUUUCUUGUUAACAAACUAUUCGCGUUAAUGGGACGCGUUGUUCAACUACAUACGCGGGUGCGUUUGUCCGUCAUGAAGCUAACACGUAAACGGGUUCUUACCGAGGCCAAGGCCUCCCACUUGGAAAACGUAAGGAAACUGAACUGCUGGGGAUGUCAACUCACUGAUGUUUCUAUUUUAUCCCAGAUGCCAAACAUCGAAGUGCUGACACUAAGUGUCAACAGCAUCUCAUCGCUCUCCCCUCUGGCUGGAUGCUUGUCUCUGUGUGAGCUCUACUUGAGAAGGAACAUGAUCGCCUCACUCUCAGAGCUCUGUUAUUUGCGUCCGAUGGCACGUCUCCGAAUAUUGUGGUUGGCUGACAACCCUUGUUGUGGGGAUGACUCCGGUCGGUAUCGCCUGACAGUCCUGCGUUGCCUACCGCGGCUGCAGAAGCUGGACAACCGAGUAGUGACAGAGGACGAGAUCACGUUAGCCCACUUGGAGGGCGAGGAGAUGGGCACACCACCAAACGCAGGCCGGCACCAGCUUCCCACCAAUGGACUUACCGAUGCAGAGAAAGAGAACAACUCUCUCGGCCACAAGACGGAGGACACCAAUAAUAUCAGUGAGGAGUUGCGGAGCAAGCCCAUGUCAAGAGACAAGUUCCCCUCUCUUCAUUCUCAGUCAACCGGAUCAUCUAUGAAAAAGACCCACACUCUUGAUGCAGUGCUGCUGCUUCUGAGGGACUUGGAUCACGAGGAGCUCCGCGUUGUGCACACGGAGACGCAGAACCGACUCAGGACUUGCAAAGCGGACUCAUUAGAAACACUGCGAGAGUCACAACCGUCAAAAUCUGCUGACAUCCAACACUGAAAUAAUCCGAGCACGUACUGAGCCACAACUCUUUGCUACUUGCAAUUAACUGUUUUUUUGACUCGAUGGUCAUAAUACGCAAACCCUUUCUCCGUUUUGCACUAUUGCACGUGUUUACACAAUUCAAAUAUCCUCACUCAGCGGUCUACAAACCAAAUGAUGGCUUUCGUUUGUCAUAUCACGAAUGCUUGCCUUACAAGAACAACAUGAAUGACAUUAAAGGUCAAUCUAUUUCUGUAAUUAAAGUCAUUAAUUGCAAUGCAUUCACAUUGUUGAUUUUAUUAAUGCUGCUCAUACUUUCUGUGAAUAACAAGGGAAGAAUGGGGCAAACAGUCAAUCAUUUUGACCAUCAAAAUGUCAUUUGACUGUAUUAAAUUGAUAUGUACUGAGGGGUAUGUAACUGAUAUUAGACACGCCGUUUUUUUUUUUUUUUGUGAGCUGGAAGAAUUCAAUUUAGUGAUCUUUUCAGUCAGCCUCCUCAUUCUCCAAGUAGUCCAAUAGUGUGUUUGCAUUCACGGCGACCGUCAGGUACUCCACGCCAUCUGCACCCUGGACAAUGAAAUAAAUAGCUGUUAACAUGACUUGCUUGCCUCUUCAAUGAAAAUAGAAAAAUAGUGGGCUAAUACAGUGGAAGCUCUAAAUUUGAAUGCCACUUAAAAA